Molecule: messenger RNA, 2172 nt
Organism: Asterias rubens (European starfish)
Lineage: Eukaryota; Metazoa; Echinodermata; Asteroidea; Forcipulatida; Asteriidae
Exons: 8
Coding region: 333-1820 (495 amino acids)
Molecular function (GO): protein binding
Source: RefSeq, a predicted model, not a curated record
UCAAAUUUACCUUGCCCCCAAGUUUAUACAGGCUAUUAGAAACGCUGAAAUGGUCUUUGUUGAGGGUACUAUGCAAAAUUGUUUUAUUUUUCCCACAUUCCAAACAUAUGACAGCCGUGGCUAUUCAGCCGUAUCACCAGUUCCGGGUUUCGAAAGACCUUCACUUCCGGGUUUGGAAUCAGCUCAUGUUAUAAAAAAGCAGACCCGCGACGCAUCCUCCACAGAAUAAAGUGAAUCGACUCAACUGACAGAGCUACCGCUACAAAGUUACCGCUACAAAGAAAAAUCAUUUGAAAAUAUCGCUCAAAUACUCUCUAAGGGCAAACAAAGUCAUGGCAGACGUUAUGGUAUCACCUCAAGCCACGUGGGCUGUUCCUACCACGAACUCCAACCCUGCAAACUCCCUGCAGGAAAAUCAAUUUCCCGUUACCCAACGGUCACACUUUCACAGUGACACUAGACAGAGUAGGACAGCAAACUCCGCUUCAAGAGAAACAGCACCAGUCAUGGAGGAAAGUGGUUGUGAUAGCACAGACGGCUGUCUCUUUCUUGGCGACAGUGUCAACGAAGAAGCGGAUACACUGAUGAACAUGAAGUUGCCAGGUGAAGAAGGAGAACAAGAAAACACUGAAACAGACCAAGAUGACAUUAAACAAACACAGAUAACAAACGGUGGUCAUCACCACCAUGGUCAUCACUUUAACGAUCUCAUUAAACGAUUCGAGUCUGCUGUGGGCCACGAUGAUCAGGGGGAGGAAGGAGACGAUACUAUCUCAGCAAGCCAGGUCGAACCAGAAGAGUCCAUUAUUGGUGAUGUUGGAGGUUUCAUUAAUGACAUCGGUGGAGGUCUAAAUGAUGUUGUGCACACCAUAGCGGAUGGCGUGCACACCAUAGCGGAUGGCGUGAAGAAGGUAGUGCAGAAAACGCUCUAUGUUUUUCCAUCGAGUCACACAGAUGAAGAUGAAGGCGCUAGUAACAUUCGUGUCCAACACCCCAGUCUAACGGGGAAUAUAGUCAGCCUGGGUAUGAAUAUGCAUAAGGGCAUCAGAGGUCACCUUGUGCAGUCCGUCACACCAGGAGGGCUUGCACAUAAAGCUCACAUCAAGAACAAUGAUAUUAUAAGAAAGGUGAAUGAUACCGAUGUAGGAGACUGGGAGUUUGAAAAGCUUCAAGAGUUCUUCAGCAGUCAAACAAGUAUCGUAAUCAAACUGGUAGUUGAACGAGAAAAUGGUGUGGAUGAGAACGGUCAACCUCGCUUUAUCACUUUUACACUCAGCAUUGAGUUGACUUUUGAAGACGAUCGAGUAGUUGCUGAAAUAGAUGUUAGUUACACCGCUUGGCCAUUGGGUUACUAUGGCGAAGAACCCUCUGAGUUGUCAACAUAUUUAAUCUGCCAAGAAGGGAUCAAGACAAGUAAAUAUCUCAGCCUGAGCGAAGACUUCUGCGGCAUGACAACUAAAUGUACACAAAACUGUUACUUUAAGAUGUACGCAUACAGUCCAGGUGUCGGGUCUCCAAGGGUCUUAUACAACACCAGUAUGAAGGCACCAGUGGACCUUGGAAAGAAAUCAAGAAUUGGCACUGACAAUGGAUUAACUGGAACCGGAAUCAGCACAACCAAUGACAAGCGCUUUUUUUACUAUCGGAAACAAGGUUCCUUGUGUGCGUUCGAGCUCAUGGCUAAAGAGAAAUUUUUCCUGACAGUUAACGACGAUGGUACUAUUACGGAGAAAUAUUUUUCAGACCUGAAAUCUGUCCCAAGUGCUGGACUCUUCACGGCUAUCAAUCCGUCAAAAGCGAAACCAUUAUUUAAAAAAUAAGACAAACAUUUAAAAGGUAUUUAUUAAGAGAUUAUGCACCCAUCUCAUAAAUUAUUGUCUAUAUUUGAUCAAGUUUUGUAAAUAUUUUAAGUGACUUAAUUAUUUUCUUGAGAGGCCCCCCCCCCACCCCCUAAAAGCGACAACAAAACAGUAAACAUUUGACAGUGUGGGCUUUAUUUAUUACCUGUAUGUUUGGGAGAGGAACUUGUUACUAAGGAAUAUUGUGUGGCUGAUUUCCUGUGGUUUUCCCAACAUGUUUUAUGUAAACUAUAAAAAUGCAAACUGAACUCAAUCUGCAUCCAGGAAGUGAAACAAUGAUAAUAAUAAUAAUAAUAAUAAUAAUAAUAAUAAU